Molecule: messenger RNA, 2124 nt
Organism: Cyphellophora attinorum
Lineage: Eukaryota; Fungi; Ascomycota; Eurotiomycetes; Chaetothyriales; Cyphellophoraceae
Product: Carboxypeptidase-like protein
Exons: 2
Coding region: 1-2124 (707 amino acids)
Biological process (GO): proteolysis
Cellular component (GO): fungal-type vacuole
Molecular function (GO): serine-type carboxypeptidase activity
Source: RefSeq, a predicted model, not a curated record
AUGCCGUUGCAGACAUGGUGGAUGACUGCAGCACUAUCAUGGUAUAUUGGCACUCAAGCUGUGGCACAAUUUCCACCGCUACCUGAGUAUGGUAACGUCAACUCCAUCUCCUCACCUAGCGAUGAAAAUGUCACCAUCAGCUACAAGACGCCUGCCAGAGGCACGUGUACAACUGUCUUCGAGACUCAACGGCAGAUCAGUGGCUAUGUCACCCUCCCACCAAGCACGGACAGACCUGAGCAAGGCAACUAUACCAUCAAUACUUUCUUUUGGUUCAUCGAAUCUCGACAGCUACCCGAAACGGCACCCUUGACGGUCUUCAUGAAUGGUGGACCAGGUAGUAGCUCGAUGGUCGGAUUGUUCCAGGAGGUCGGUCCCUGCGAAGUUGUUGAGCUAGCUCGAGACCGCCUGGGUACCGUGGCUCGUGAAUGGGGCUGGGAUCGCAGCUCCAAUCUAAUUUUUAUAGACGAGCCCGUCCAGACUGGAUUCAGCUACGAUCUGCUUUCGAACGGUUCUUUGAACUUACUGGAUCAGAGCAUCAUCUACCCACCUACAGUUACACCAGGUACACAGCCAUCUUACACUUUCCUCAAUGGCACGUUCUCCUCAAAUGACCAGACUUCCACCGCCAACACAUCACAGCUAGCUGCACACUCAGUAUGGCACUUCCUCCAAGCUUUCAUCCAAAGCUUCCCAGAGUAUUCUCGGUCUCCGCCCGAAACGAAUUCUUCGUCCUCGUCCGCCAGCAUCAAUCUCUUCACCGAGUCAUAUGGUGGUCGCUACGGUCCGGCCAUCGGCUCCUUCUUUCAGACCCAAAAUGCUCUUCGGGCCUCGUCACCGGACUUUGCUAAUUCUACCAUCGAUCUUGUACUAAGCUCCCUCGGCAUCAUGAACGGCUGGAUUGACUCACUGGUUCAAACGCCUUCUUUGCCAAACUUCGCUUACGACAAGAACACCUACAACAUCCGAGCCAUAAACCAAGUCCAGCAGCUCAAUGCCCUCAGCGCCUUCCGUGGCGCUGGUGGCUGUCAGGAGCUGACCACACUCUGCCGUUCUCAAGAGCUCGCUUACGACUCCAACGACAUCGGCAAUGCCGCCAACGUCAACGAAGCAUGCGCCACCGCCACUACCAAUUGCCAGAACAACCUCCUCACGCCCUACUUCGCCUCCAACCGCUCAGUCUACGACAUCACACAGUCUUACCUAGACCCAUUCCCCAGCUCCCUCUACCUCGAAUACCUCAACACCGCCGCCGUUCAACAAUCCAUCGGCACACCUCUGAACUACACUACUCCCUCCCUAGCCGUCUACAGCGCCUUCAACAGCACAGGCGAUUGGUCCCGCUCCUCCGGCAUCGCUGACCUUGCCGACCUGCUUAACUCUGGCACCCGCGUCGCCUCAUCUACGGUGACAGAGACUACAUCUGCAAUUGGCGCCGGCUACGCACCUAUCGUCGCCAACUCGAGCUACAUCGGCGGUGUGGUCCGCGAGUUCGGCAAUCUUUCCUUCGCUCGCAUCUAUGAUGCAGGGCACCUUGUGCCCGCAUACCAGCCGGAGACGGCGUUCACAGUGUUCUCAAGGAUCAUCAACGGCGAUGGUAUCAGCUUGGGCAACCCUGCUGACCUCUCUUCUUUCAAGUCAAAAGGGGAAGCGAAUUCGACCCACCAAAACAUCGCUCCGCCUAUGUCGAAUGCGGUAUGUAACAUCAGAGCCGUGAACACCACGUGCAACGUGGAUCACAAGAACAUGCUCGCCAAUGGUGCGGGCGUCAUCAUCAAUGGCGUGCUAUACAAUCAGGAGUCGGAAUGGACGCCACCGGAUCCGUCUCUGGCGGCGCAGGCAGGUGUGCCAGGCAGCCUGCCAUCUACGACUCGCCUCACCACAGGAGUAGAAACCUCAACAGCGGCUGGCUCAGGACUGACCACAACCACCACAAACAGAGGCUUCCCAACCGGCGUCUUCACAGCAACGGCAAUCCCAAGCGUCACGUCGACCAGCUCCGGUGGCGCCGGCGUGCCGACUGCUGCCCCUUUUCUCCAGGUACCGAUGAUGAUAGGCUGCUCUUCCGUAGGGCACGCUGCGGCGGCCGUAUUGGCUGCUGGGUGUAUUGCGGCGAUGGCCUGA